AUGGAGGGGAGGAGGCCAGAGGCAGGCUCGGCGCCGCUGCAGGACUGGGGCGAGGAGACCGAGGAUGGCGCGGUGUACAGUGUCUCCCUGCGGCGGCAGCGCAGUCAGCGCCUGAGCCCCCGGGAAGGGCCGGGGGACGGCCAGGCCCUCAGCCCCAACGCUGACACCUUCCUCCAUUACCGCACCAGCAAGGUGCGGGUGUUGAGGGCAGCGCAUCUGGAGAGGCUGGUGCAGGAGCUGGUGUCUGUAGACCCUGAGCAGGACCCAGGCUUCGUGCCUGCCUUCCUGGCCACCCACCAGGCCUUCGUGCCCACUGCACGCGUUCUGGGCCUUCUCCUGGCACCACCGCCGCCACCCCUGCCACCCUGGGUAGAGAUCAAGAAGACAGAGGGACAAGAUCUGAGCUUCAACAAGAACCUGAGGGCUGUGGUGUCUGUGCUGGGCUCCUGGCUGCAGGACCACCCUCAGGACUUCUGGGACCCCCCUGCCCACUUGGACCUGAGCAGUGUGCGUACCUUUCUGGGCUGGGCUGCCCCACUGGGAGCCGAGGCCCUGGAAGCAGAGAAACUGCUGAGAGGUUUCCUGGAGGAGGCUGAGCAAGAGCAGGAAGAAGAGAAGCAGCCCCAGGCUUCGGCAGGACCUCCUAGAACUACCCAGCCCCCCAGCCCAGACUCCCCGGAAGGCUACCCAGGAGAGGAGGAAGGGCUGGUGCAAGAAGGCCCUGAGCUCCUGGACUUCAGUGUGGACCAAGUGGCUGAGCAGCUGACUCUGAUGGACGUGGAGCUCUUCUCACGCGUGAGGCCCUGCGAGUGCCUGGGUUCCGUAUGGUCGCAGCGGGACCGGCCAGGGGCCGCGGGCAUCGCCCCUACUGUGCGCGCCACUGUGACCCAGUUCAACAUGGUGACCGGCUGCGUGCUGGGCUCGGUGCUCGGGGCGCCUGGCCUGGCUGCCCCGCAGAGGGCACAGCGGCUGGAAAAGUGGAUCCGCAUCGCCCAGCGCUGCAGGGAACUUCGGAACUUCUCCUCCCUGCGCGCCAUCCUGUCGGCCCUGCAGUCUAACCCCAUAUAUCGGCUCAAGAGCAGCUGGGGCGCUGUGAGCAGGGAACCCUUAUCCACUUUCAGGAAACUUUCCCAGAUUUUCUCCGAUGAGAACAACCAUCUCAGCAGCAGAGAGAUUCUUUCCCAGGAGGAGGCCACUGAGGGACCCCAAGAGGAGGAUACUCCCCCAGGAAGCCUCCCUUCAAAACCACCCCCAGGCCCGGUCCCAUACCUUGGCACCUUUCUCACGGACCUGGUUAUGCUGGACACAGCCCUGCCGGACAUGCUAGAGGGGGAUCUCAUCAACUUUGAGAAGAGGAGGAAGGAGUGGGAGAUCCUGGCCCGAAUCCAGCAGUUGCAGAAGCGCUGUCAGAGCUACUGCCUGAGCCCCUGCCCACCCAUCCUGGCUGCCCUGCGUGCCCAGCGCCAGCUCAGUGAGGAGCAGAGCUACCGUGUCUCCCGUGUCAUUGAACCACCAGCUGCCUCCUGUCCCAGCUCCCCACGUGUGCGACGACGAAUCAGCCUCACCAAGCGUCUCAGUGCGAAGCUGUCCAGAGAGAGAGGCUCGUCCCCUGGUGGGAGUCCUGGAGACCCCUCAUCCCCCACCUCCAGUCUGUCCCCAGGGUCUCCCCCAUCCAGUCCUAGAACAAGGGACCCUCCUCCUGGAAGUCCCCCGGCCUCUCCAGGGCCCCAGGGCCCCAGUACCAAGGUAGCAGGACUGUUUGUGUUCCCCAACCCCCACUGCUUAUAGCUGCCCCUUGCCUUGACCCUGAGCUGUCCUCGAAUACCCCUUGUGGGGCAGCAAGGCUCAGAGGCCCGGGUCAUCCGAGUCAGCAUCGACAACGACCACGGGAACCUAUAUCGGAGCAUCCUGCUUACUAGUCAAGACAAGGCCCCCAGUGUGGUACAGAGAGCCUUGCAGAAGCACAAUAUGGCCCAGUCCUGGGCCCGUGACUACCAGCUCUUCCAAGUCCUUCCUGGGGACAGAGAGCUCCUGAUUCCUGACAACGCCAACGUCUUCUAUGCUAUGAGUCCAGCUGCCUCCGGAGACUUCAUUCUGCGGCGCAAGGAGGAGGCCGGGCACACAACCUCAGUCUCCCCGACCUGAACUGAACUGGCCCUCUCCUGCCUCCAGGACGCAGGUCCCAUCGGCAGCUUCUAUCACUAGGGGGGCGGGGAGGGCACUCCUCUCCCAGAAAGCUCCCAUCCCCCAGUAGAGCCCAUUGUGCUCCAUACCCUGUGACCACUACCCCCAACUUUAUUGGGCCCCAUUUCUCUGACAUUCUUGGCACUGGAUCCCUAUUCCAAAGUCUUCAGCUCACAGGGUGGCUGGUGGAGAGCUCCCUCACAUGCUGAGGGUCAGACCCUUCCCCAGAGAACUCUUGUAACUGUUGGAGAUACAUCACAACGAACAGAAAUAGAUGAAAACAGUGACCAAAGAUAUGAAACAGGCGUCAGUCUUCUUUGGUGCCUGUGCCUCAUGUUCACUCUUCAUUAAGAUAAAAAUGGAAAAGAAAAGAAAAAAACCUAAGAGCCCUAAAAAAUGGGUUGGUGAAGCAUGACCGAAUACUGGGGGAGGGUGGCUGUCAUACAGGUUUCAGAACUCCCUCCCCCAACAUUUUUGGGGUAAUAUGCUUCUUUUCUGCUGUGUAUAUGGGAGAUGAAGAAAUGAAAUUCCAUUGGAAUCAGAGACAAAUAGCAUCAUCACCCGUGAGUCAGUAAGGGCCAUGGAGACAAAAGGUGAAGCUAAGUUGUCUCUC
Molecule: messenger RNA, 2797 nt
Organism: Miniopterus natalensis
Lineage: Eukaryota; Metazoa; Chordata; Mammalia; Chiroptera; Miniopteridae
Source: RefSeq, a predicted model, not a curated record